CUCUCUCCUGCCUUGGCUGUGACGGUCCUGUCGGAUCGAACUGAACCCAGAAAUGGUGUAGGAUACCAGGGAAGGACCCAGCAAUCGACCCCCCGAGGAGAACCGCGCCAGGCCUAAGGUGGAAGACCUCAACAGACAGAGCAUGGCACACACAGUUUGCAGAGAGUUUGCCCGAGGGGUAGCCGUGGGUCAAAGGUGAGACGGCGGAACAGCAGCAUGGACGGCGAGCACGGUGCCGCCACCUCCAGCUCGGGCACCACGACAACCAACAACAACAACAACAACAACACCGCCACCCACACCACCAACAACAACAACAACAACAGCAGCAGCAGUGCGGCCAGUUCGUCUAGUUCAUCCAACUCAAGCACCACGACAACCACUACAGCCAACAGCAGUGCCAAUGGAGGUGCCAACGGGGGUGCCAACAGCAGCACCACCAGCAGCAGCGGCAACGGACCGGGCCGACAGACUCUCCCACAGAUCUCUGUUUACAGUGGCAUUCCUGACAGGCAGACGGUUCAGGUGAUCCAGCAGGCGCUGCACAGGCAGCCCAGCACGGCGGCGCAGUACCUGCAGCAGAUGUACGCGGCGCAGCAGCAGCACCUGAUGCUGCAGACGGCCGCCCUGCAGCAGCAGCACCUGAGCACCGCGCAGCUCCAGAGCCUGGCGGCCGUGCAGCAGGUGAGGACCCACCGCCUCCUCCGCCGCCACAGCCACAGCCACAGCCACAACCACAACCACAACCACCGCAGCCACGCCAAAGCACCACCACACCAGAUAACGCAGCCGCGAAACACCAACACGUCAGAGCAGCUGCAGCCAAACACGGCUGCACAGCAGGCCAGUAUUGCGGCAGGGAGGCAGAGUACUUCAUCCCCACAGACAGGAUCGUCUCAGGCCACAAUUAAUCUGACCACCUCUCCUGCGGCUGCUCAGCUCAUCAGCCGAGCCCAGAGUGUGAGCUCCACUCCGGCGGGGAUAUCCCAGCAGGCUGUGCUGCUAGGCAACCCCACAAGUCCCACCCUCACAGCCAGCCAAGCGCAGAUGUACCUGCGGGCCCAGAUGGCUCAGCAAAGUAACCUUGUGCAAGUAGCUAGGAGCCUAGGCCGUGCUGUUCCUUUGUCCCCCCAGCUCAUCUUCACCCCCACGGCCACCGUGACCGCCCUGCAGACCGACGGGGCAGCGCAGACCGCCUCCGCACAGGUGCAGAACCUGGCCAUUCGUAGCCAACAGGGGGCAGUGUCCUCUUCAUCCACUUCCUCCACCUCCUCCUCCUCCACCCUGACUCAAACCCAGGCGCUGCAGGCCCUGAGCCUGAAGCAGACCCCCAUCUCGAUCCAGCCCGCCGCCCUCAUCAAGACCCCGGGCGUCAAGUCCGCCCCCGCCCCCGCCCACGAGGCCAACCACCAAUCGGAGGCCGUGAAGAAGAGCGAGGGCGCCAUGGUGACGGAGGCGCGGGCCGUGAACAUGAGCCGGAGUGUGGGGACUGUUGGAGGACACCCACUCAUCGCACCUGCACUUGUUCGGUUGCUGGAGGAUUGCAGAAUUUGGUUAUCCUAUGCCCACAUCCAGCCGCACUCGCUGGUCAAGCAGCAGCCGCAGCAGUUUGUCAUCCAGCAGCAGGCAGCCCCCGCACCCCAGAGGACCGGGGCUCCCUCCGCCGCCGCCGCCACCACCACCACCACCCAGCUCCUGCAGACCGCCUCCAUCCAGCCCCACCUGCACGCCCAGCCACUCACCGUCCACACCUCCCACGUGGGUCCGUCGCCCGCGGGUCAACCAGGCCCGGUGCCCGUGCUGCCCAAACCGGCCUCCUCCUCCUCCACCUCCUCCUCCACCUCCCAGCAACAGAACCCGAGUCACAACCAGCACCUCCAGCAGAGCCACCCUGCCGCCACGCCCACGCAGCACGCCACCAUCUUCCACUCCACCGUCAGCCCCCACAUCCUGGGCCACCACCAGGGCCAUGCCCAUGCCCAUGGCCACGGCCACGGCCACGCACACCCCCAUACCCACGCUCACGCCCACAUCCAUGCCCACGCCCACGCCCAAGCCCUCAGCCAGGCCAAAGCACAGCCCGUUCAGCUCACCGCCAUCAACCUGCAGAUCCACCCCACGCCCAACCAGGCGUCGCGGUUGGCUCCGGAGUGUAAGGACAAGCCCACGUCCCUGGUGGUGAGAGAGAGCUGCCCGCCACACAGCUCCCAGCAGCCUGCCAACGCCUCCCCUCAGGGGGCCAAGCCUGCCGAGCAGCCCAAGACCGACACCCCCACCGCCGCACACCAGACACGAGCAGGAACCCCAGAACGGGCUAUCACCACACCAGCGACGCCCCCACCAACGAUGACUUCAGGAAAUGAUUGCGAAGCCCCCGCCGUAGUUGGCAGCACGGCGCAGAACGGGGAGAACAAGCCCCCUCAAGCCAUUGUUAAGCCCCAGGUCCUCACGCACGUUAUCGAGGGCUUCGUCAUCCAGGAGGGAGCAGAGCCGUUUCCAAUGGAGAGGCCGCCCGUUCAGAAUGACAGCCCAAAGAAACCAGACCAGCAGCUUCCAUCUGACCCAGAGAAGUCCCCGGUCCAUAACCUAGUCAACAACACCGAUUCAGAACCAGAGGAUACAAACCAACAGGAUAUGAAGGACCAGGAGGAGGAGCCAAAGUUGACCUGUGAGUUCUGCGGCUGGGUAGACUUUGCCUACAAGUUCAAAGGCACCAAGCGCUUCUGCUCAAUGGUGUGCGCUAAAAGGUAUAACGUGGGAUGCACGAAGCGGAUUGGUCUCUUCCACCCGGACCGAACCAAAACAGCAAGUCGCUGGAGACGCAGGGCUCACCGAGGACGCCCCAGCUCAGAUGCCAAGAAACAGAAACUGUCCACCCCUCAGCAGACACAGAGCGGCUCCAUCUCGUCUCCCAUGCCUUCCCAGCCCAGCCAGGGUGAGUCGAGUCCCUGCUCCGACAUGUCCAGCUUCGAGGAGCCCCCCUCGCCACUCUCCGUGGCCAGCUCGGGACCCCAGGGGCCUCAGAACGAGCCGAGCCCCGACCAGGAGGACGUCCACGGUCGGGAGCUUCCCCUGCUGCCCCAGCACUUCCUUCCCUGCGACCCCACCAGGUGGAACGUGGAGGAGGUGUACGAGUUCAUCCGCUCACUGCCAGGCUGCCAGGAGAUAGCGGACGAGUUCCGCUCGCAGGAGAUCGACGGGCAGGCCAUGCUGCUGCUGAAGGAGGACCAUCUCAUGAGUGCCAUGAACAUUAAACUGGGGCCGGCCCUCAAGAUCUACGCGCGCAUCAGUAUGCUCAAGGACUCAUAGCCCAAGAGUGUGUGUGUGUGCGCGCGUGUGUGUGUGUGUGUGUGUGUGCGUGUGCUGUGAGUUGUGUGUGCGUUAAUGAAAGCAUGUUGUUAUGACUAAAAAGGGCUCCAAGCCUUUGUAUGUAUGUGUAUGCGUGUAUGCAUGUGCAUUGUGCAUGUAUGAGAGUAAGUUGUGUAUGUCUGUGUGUGUGUGUGUAUGUCUGUCUGUGUGUGUGUGUGUAUGUGUGUGUGUGUGUGUGUGUGUGUGUUUGUGUGCCAUUGUGUAUGUGUGUGUUUGUGUGUGUAUAUCUGUGUGUGUGUGUGUGUGUGUGUGUGUGUGUGUGUGUGUGUGUGUGUAUCUGUGUAUGCGUGUGUGUGUGUGUGUGUUUGUGGGUGAGUGUGUGUCUGCACGUGUGUGGGCGGGAGGCCACAGCCCAGCAGCUCCGAGGAACACGACUGCACUAUGACUCUCUCUCUCUCCCCACCCCACCCUGCCCACGCCUCCGACUGGCUCUCCUCCCGCGGGUGCAUUAGCCGUGACCCCCCCCCCCCCCCACCCCACCCCGCGCGCGCUGCCAGGUCAUGGACGCCCACUCAGAGAACCCGCUUAAAGAACCGCCGGUAUGGAACUACCCUUGAAGAACUGCAAGGAAAGAGAAUGGCACAAGAAGUCCAUCGUGUGUUGAGAGGAGAAUGCUGUGUGCCUUGUCCUGUGAACUAAACAGAUCUGGUCCUAGGCAGGGGCACGGGGGGGAGGAGAGAGUACUGACCCAUAUGGGGAGCAGGGAGGUGGGGGAGGAGGGCUACUUUUAGCUCAUGUCCUCUGCAGCCAUGUAAUGUUAAGAUGUGUGUGAUUUUGCAUAAGUCCAUUUUUUUAUUCACUCAGUGCUUUUGUAUUAUAAAUAAAUUAUUUGUCUGUGUGUGUGCGUGCUUGUGUGUGUGUGUAUGAGAGAGAAAGAGAGAGAGAGAGAGAGAGAGAAAGACAGACAGAGAGACAGAGAGUGUUUUAAAAACUCAGAGAUUGGUGCUACCUAAAUAUUUUGAAAGUACUGCUUACUUGAUUCACACUCGCUACACCAUUGGGCAUGUGGCUUACUUCAUUUAGGUUUGAAAGGAAAGGCAAACAUGCAUUCCUGGUAGAAACCACAUGGAGUACAGGCAACCAAAAGCAUGCAUUCUCCUUGUAUUUCACUUGGCAAGGUGAGGCUCUUUCACCACGCACUCCUAUCAUUUCUCUGUGUUAUGCGCACUUAAAGACGAGUACACUUUGUCCACAUACUUAUUACAGCAAACCUAACCAUCUAAAUGCAAGGAUUAUGAGGUGGGGAAAAAACAAAAGCUCCAUCACCUCAAAGGCUUUAAAAAAAAAAAGUAGUGUUCUUGUCUUUCCCACACUCAUUGGUGCACUCCCUCCCACUUGUGAGUUCUGUCAGUGGGAAUCUACAGCGGGACUUUUUUGUUUCUGUUAGGCCCUUGGUGAUGAGAAGCGCAGCAGAGCUGCUCCACAUCGUAUUCCCAGACACUGACUCACCCAGCCAACACUCAGCCCCGACACACACUCCAUUAGGCCAGCCCUGAAGACAAAUUAGCCCCUUCAGUUAAAGGAGAAGCCAUUACAAGUGUGUGUGUGUGUGUGUGAGUGAUGGUGGGAGGUUGGGGGGGGUGGGGGUGUGAUGUGCCUUUUGUGGUGUGGCUUGACUUUUGCUUGAAGUUUCAUCAGAGGAAUGUGUGUAAGUACAAUGUACAGAUCACUUGUGAGAAAACUGAAUUGCUCGCAGCAUUCAAAUCACAUCAGAGAGUAUGUGUGUGUGUAUGAGAGAGAGAGAAAGACAAAGUGAAAGUCUUUAUACCUAUUUUGUUUAAAUUGUUUUGAUGUGCACAGUCAUUCUUUCCUAUUUGGUAUGCUAAUGUUUUGAUGUCCAAACUUGUAUGUAAGUAGAUGAGCUUGUGAUUAUGUAGAAAAUAAUGUCUUUUGUUGGUUAUGAUGCUUUGUGAAUUGCUGAUAUUUAUCAAACUGAAUUUGUAAUAUAACUUUUUCAUUGAAACAAUAAUUCUGAAAAAA
Molecule: messenger RNA, 5349 nt
Organism: Sardina pilchardus (European sardine)
Lineage: Eukaryota; Metazoa; Chordata; Actinopteri; Clupeiformes; Clupeidae
Product: polyhomeotic-like protein 2
Exons: 17
Coding region: 217-3309 (1030 amino acids)
Biological process (GO): negative regulation of DNA-templated transcription
Cellular component (GO): nucleus; PRC1 complex
Molecular function (GO): zinc ion binding; histone binding; chromatin binding
Source: RefSeq, a predicted model, not a curated record